CAUUUCACCUGACUCGCCGCACGCUGCAGCGUUUGUUCCCGCACUGAGCGGCCGCUACGGUCCUCGCUUCUGACUCUGCUCCUCCUGGGUCCUGCCACUGCCAUGCCUCGGGGAAGCCGCAGCGCGGCGGCCAGGCCGGCCAGCCGCCCAGCCCACCCUCCUGCUCACCCACCACCCUCAGCGCCCGCCCCGGCACCUGCCGCUUCGGGCCAGCCGGGCCUUAUGGCUCAGAUGGCAUCCACCGCAGCUGGCGUAGCUGUGGGCUCAGCUGUAGGGCAUGUCAUGGGUAAUGCCCUGACCAGCGCCUUCAGUGGGGGAAGCUCGGAGCCUGCCCAGCCUGCCGUCCAGCAGGCCCCUGCCCGUCCUGCCUCUCACCCCCUACAGAUGGGGCCCUGCUCCUAUGAGAUCAAACAGUUCCUGGACUGCUCAACCACUCAGAGUGACCUAACCCUGUGUGAGGGCUUCAGCGAGGCCCUGAAGCAAUGCAAAUACAAUCAUGGUCUGAGCUCUCUGCCCUGAGGAGGCCGUGGGCCUGCUCUCACCGUAACCCCUCACCGACAGCUUGACCAAGAUGAGAUUGUACCUGGGACUGGGAGUCAGGAGGGUAAUUCUCACCCCACAGAUUAACAAGAGACAUAAAUGUUCAAUUAAAGCAUUUACUUUAGAACACA
This is a messenger RNA of Peromyscus californicus insignis, 671 nucleotides long. It is a transcript of the gene Chchd10, whose product is annotated as coiled-coil-helix-coiled-coil-helix domain containing 10. Gene Ontology annotation, cellular component: nucleus; mitochondrion. Lineage: Eukaryota; Metazoa; Chordata; Mammalia; Rodentia; Cricetidae. Bases 103 to 519 code for a protein of 138 amino acids. Gene Ontology annotation, biological process: mitochondrion organization. The record is from RefSeq and is a predicted model, not a curated record. The transcript is spliced from 4 exons.